Aphanomyces astaci is the source of this 1578-nucleotide messenger RNA. RefSeq lists its product as hypothetical. NCBI's taxonomy places the organism in Eukaryota, Oomycota, Saprolegniomycetes, Saprolegniales, Verrucalvaceae. The record is from RefSeq and is a predicted model, not a curated record. The transcript has 2 exons. The coding region runs from base 1 to 1578 and encodes 525 amino acids.
AUGGCUCUGCCACCGCCAAGAAACUCAAACGCGACGUCGACGCGUCGUUGUGCCCAAUCCACCGCCGACGUGACGACCGCGAUGAUCGCGGAGGGCCUAGUGGCCACGGUGGUUUUAGUGGCCUUUGUGGCCCAGGUCGUGAUGACCGUGACCGUGGUGGUCGUGAUGACAGUGGCCAUGGUGGCUAUGGUCGUGAUGACCGUAAUCGUGGUGGUCGCGAUGACCGAGGACGUGGUGGCUCUGGUGGCCGUGACCGUAGCCGUGAUCGUGUUGGUCGUGAUGACCGUGGCUCUGGGCAUUAUGACCGUUACGCCGGCAGUGCUGCUUUUGAUGCCGUCACCCGUGACCUUGGGUACGGCCGUCCUCCGGUUGCUGCCAACUGCGCCAUCAUAUCAUCCUCCCUCAACAAUGUCCUCGAAAAGCCGCAUCCACCUUCGGUACUACCCAAAGUUUUUACUACGGGCCCUGCCUCACUCUUUAAUGUGUUUGCAUCGCCACCGCGCCUAUCACUUCCUUCGACUAUAUCGUUCAUUUCUCCUAAGCCCCCUUCGGCUCUGCCACAUGGGCCAGAUACUGUCGAGCCCGACUCAUUGCCAACCGACUACGCAUCUGGUGCGCCUCCUUCGGCUCUGCCACUCGCGUCAGUUACCGUUGAGCUGGCCUCGUUGCCAGCCAACUACGGGUCUCCCGCUGAUGCAAGCGAUCUUUCGAUUAAGUCCCAUCCAACGAGGUUCUCGUCACCGAUCGACUACACACUCUACCCAUCGCGACCAUUAUUUCACAUCCCAGCCAACCCAACCAAAGUGGAUCUUCCACUGUUCCCCCCCAGUGACUUCUCGGUCACCAAGGCCGAUCAAAGUUGUUCUUCAACUUCCACCCCAAUGUGUGGACGGUAUCCGUCCCCAUCCACCCUUCCAAGUCAUGAAGGGCAAUGGCUUUUUGCCCUACAUGCGGAUCUCCGCUACUGCGAGAAAAUCCGGUGGCCCUCCUCUACCGAAGGCGGUGACCUAUGCUCCUACCAAGUUUCCCGCUCUGCGUGAACAUUGGAUCGUUGAUUCCAGUGCAUCCACCUUGUGCACCCCCAACCGAGAUUAUUUCUCGCGCUACAUUCCAUGUGCGCUGUCUUUGACAGUCGGGAACGGCGCCACACUCCCAGUCGUCGGUUAUGGCUCCAUCUCGAUGCUAGUGGACAUGUCGCCCCGCGACCAAGUCGAUGACAUCCGUACAUGCACUUUGCGUCUCGACUUCGGACUUCACUGCCAUGAACUACAGUUCAACCUGUUCUCCGUCCGCCAAGCGUCGGACGACAACAUCACAGUCCGAUUUCCGGCUCGUGACAUAUGUGAGAUUACCACCUCCUUUGGAGAUGUGCUUAAUGCACCCAACAACGCCAUGGGACUUUAUUCGUUCCCUGCCCAACCCAAGUUCGUGGGCACCGAUCCCCGUUUCCGUGCCAUGAUGGCCUCGUUCGAAACCGCUCUGAGGACCUUUCUGACUCUAAACUUUCCGCAACUAGUCUUGCGCGCCUUUGGCAUCGCCGUCUCGGCCAUCCUGGCAUUGAUGCCUUCGAACAAAUGA